Messenger RNA from Mesorhabditis spiculigera, 504 nucleotides. Lineage: Eukaryota; Metazoa; Nematoda; Chromadorea; Rhabditida; Rhabditidae. The record is from the annotation of a GenBank genome assembly.
AUGGGUUGCGCGUUGAACUAUGACGACGUCUUCAAUCAAACGACUGCCGAGAACAUGUCUGUCUACAUUGGGGGUGUCGCGCAAGGUGUCAGCGAGGAGGAUAUCCGAGCCAACUUCCAACAAUUCGGCUCAAUUGAUGAGAUUCGCCUUUUCAAAGCACAGGGAUACUCCUUCGUGCGCUUCCACAGCAAGGAGUCUGCUUGUCGUGCAAUCUGCGAAAUGAGCGGCAAGGAAAUGUGCGGACAAGUGGUGCGAUGCAGUUGGGGAAAGACCGAUGCCGGUGGUGGCGCUGGACGUGGAAGUGGCCCCGCGCAGCCUGGCCCCGGUGGUUAUGGAUAUGGUUACGGAUCGGCCGGAGCCUACAACCAAACCCAAACGGCCCCGGCUGGACUCGGAACUGGGGCUGCCGGUGGCUACAACCAGCAAUACUAUCAGCAGUACUACAACCAGUACUACCAGAACCCACAAUAUCAACACGGUGGCUACUAUCGCGGCGAAAACCAG